AUGAUUUUCCAUGCUCGUUCAGCUGUCUCGGUCGCUGUUGAAGAAGCCAGCUGGGCUGGCGCGUUCAGUUGCGAACAUACUUUGGGCAACAGCAAGGAUUCAGGGCCAUGGUUCCUCCAGCUUGCAACAUUGUGGACAAGCUUGGCAAGUGCUGUCAAGACAACUGCAAAGGACAUGAACGAGCAAGAACUUGCCAACGUAAUUUGGGGAGUGGCGAAGCUUACUACCACUAAUCCUGAUUGUGAGGAGUUGUUGAGUGUGCUGCCUGCAUUGGCACGCAGGGUUCCAGCUGUCAUCUCAGGGAUGACAAGCCAGGCAGUUGCGAAUGUGAUGUGGGCUACCGGGCAGCUCUCGAUUAAAUCCGGCCAUGCUGCUAUGUUUCGCGGGUUGCCGAGAAGCUUUCUUUUGUGGUUUCCCGAGCUAUGGUACUUCUGCCUUCCGCCACACCGCAAGAACUUGCAAACUCUUGCUGGGGUCUCGCACUGA
Effrenium voratum is the source of this 486-nucleotide messenger RNA. Lineage: Eukaryota; Dinophyceae; Suessiales; Symbiodiniaceae. The record is from the annotation of a GenBank genome assembly.